This is a messenger RNA of Vombatus ursinus (common wombat), 3288 nucleotides long. It is a transcript of the gene SEMA5B, whose product is annotated as semaphorin 5B. NCBI's taxonomy places the organism in Eukaryota, Metazoa, Chordata, Mammalia, Diprotodontia, Vombatidae. The record is from RefSeq and is a predicted model, not a curated record. Gene Ontology annotation, biological process: positive regulation of cell migration; semaphorin-plexin signaling pathway; negative regulation of axon extension involved in axon guidance. Gene Ontology annotation, molecular function: chemorepellent activity; semaphorin receptor binding.
AUGGUCUUCCCCAAACCCCUGGCCAUCACUUUGUCCUUAUCGGGCCUCAUCCUGCUUGCAUUGCACCUGUCCACUUCCCACAAUGUGUCUGAUGCCCCCAGCAGUGAGCAGCAGCUGUGCACCUUGAGGGAACACCCGAUCAUCGCCUUUGAAGAUCUGAAGCCAUGGGUCUCUAACUUCACCUACCCUGGAGUUCAAGAUUUCUCCCAGCUUGCUCUAGACCCCUCCAGGAACCAGCUCAUCGUGGGAGCCAGGAACUAUCUCUUCAGACUCAGCCUUAUCAACGUCUCUCUCCUUCAGGCUACGGAGUGGAGCUCCAAUGAGGAAACACGCAAGUCCUGCCAAAGCAAAGGGAAGACUGAAGAGGAGUGUCAGAACUAUGUUCGGGUGUUGAUUGUGUCCGGCAGGAAGGUUUUCACGUGUGGCACCAAUGCUUUCUCUCCGGUGUGUUCCAGCAGACAGGCAGGGAACCUCAGCCGGACCAUUGAAAAGAUCAAUGGUGUGGCCCGAUGCCCCUAUGAUCCUCGACACAACUCCACAGCAGUGAUCUCAGAGCAGGGGGAACUGUAUGCUGCCACCGUCAUCGACUUCUCCGGCCGAGACCCUGCCAUCUACCGAAGCCUGGGCAGCGGCCCACCUCUUCGCACUGCUCAAUAUAACUCCAAGUGGCUCAAUGAGCCGAACUUUGUUGCUGCUUACGACAUUGGUCUGUUUGCCUACUUCUUCCUGCGAGAGAACGCUGUGGAGCACGACUGUGGGCGCACCGUCUAUUCACGUGUGGCUCGUGUGUGCAAGAAUGAUGUGGGGGGGCGCUUCCUGCUGGAGGACACGUGGACUACCUUCAUGAAGGCCCGGUUGAACUGCUCCCGCCCAGGGGAGAUUCCUUUCUACUACAACGAACUCCAGAGCGCAUUCCAUCUCCCUGAGCAGGACCUAGUCUACGGUGUCUUCACCACCAAUGUAAAUAGCAUCGCUGCUUCUGCUGUCUGCGCCUUCAACCUCAGUGCCAUCUCCCAGGCCUUCAAUGGCCCCUUCCGCUACCAGGAGAAUCCAAGGGCUGCCUGGCUCCCCAUUGCCAACCCUAUCCCCAAUUUUCAGUGUGGGACCUUGCGAGAUGUUGGUCCCAAUGAGAACCUGACAGAGAGGAGUCUUCAGGACGCCCAGCGUCUGUUCCUGAUGAGUGAGGUGGUUCAGCCCGUGACCCCGGACCCCUGUGUCACACAGGACAGUGUCCGCUUCUCUCACCUGGUGGUGGAUCUCGUGCAGGGCAAGGACACCCUCUACCAUGUGCUUUACAUUGGCACCGAGUCAGGCACAGUCCUCAAGGCGCUGUCCACGACCAGCCGCAGCCUCCACGGCUGCUACCUGGAGGAACUUCAGGUGCUACCUCCAGGGCGUCGGGAGCCUCUGCGUAGCCUGCGCAUCCUUCACAGUGCCCGAGCGCUCUUUGUGGGGCUGAGUGAUGGGGUGUUGAGGAUCCCGCUGGAGAGGUGCACCGCCUACCGCACCCAGGGGGAGUGCCUGGGGGCUCGGGACCCGUACUGCGGCUGGGACAGGAAGCAGCAACGUUGCAGCACGCUGGAGGACAGUGCCAACAUGAGCCUCUGGACUCAGAAUAUCACAGCUUGUCCGGUGAGGAACCUGACGUGGGACGGGGGCUUUGGGCCAUGGUCUCCGUGGCAACCCUGUGAGCAUGUGGACGGAGAUAACUCGGGCUCCUGCCAGUGCCGAGCCCGAGCCUGUGACUCCCCCCGUCCCCGCUGUGGGGGACGAGCCUGCCCUGGACCUACCAUCCACGUUGCCAACUGCUCCAGAAAUGGGGCAUGGACCCCAUGGUCAUCUUGGGCUUUGUGCAGCACCUCUUGUGGAAUUGGCUUCCAGGUCCGACAGCGGAGCUGCAGCAACCCUGUCCCCCGGCACGGGGGCCGAAUCUGUGUGGGCAAAAGCCGGGAGGAGCGGUUCUGCAAUGAGAAUAACCCCUGCCCUGUCCCCAUUUUCUGGGCUACCUGGGGCUCCUGGAGCAAAUGCAGCAGCAACUGUGGGGGUGGAGUCCAUUCUAGGCACCGAACCUGUGAAAAUGGGAAUUCCUGCCCAGGCUGUAGUGUGGAGUACAAGACAUGUAACCCUGAUGGCUGCCCAGAGGUACGAAGGAACACCCCAUGGACGCCGUGGCUCCCAGUGAAUGUGACCCAGGGAGGGGCCCGCCAAGAGCAGCGAUUCCGUUUCACGUGCCGGGCCCCGCUCCCUGACCCUCACGGCCUUCAGUUUGGGAGGAAGAGGACGGAGACCCGCUCUUGCCCUGCAGACGGCUCUGGAGCCUGCGACACUGAUGCCCUAGUGGAGGAUCUCCUUCGGAGUGGAAAUAAUGCCCCCCAUGUGGUGAGUGGGGGCUGGGCAGCCUGGGGACCUUGGUCAUCCUGUUCUCGAGACUGUGAAUUAGGUUUCCGGAAUCGGAAGAGAACCUGCACAAACCCAGAGCCCCGAAACGGGGGCCUGCCCUGUGUGGGAGAUGUCACCGAGUAUCAAGACUGCAACCCCCAGCCCUGCCCAGUGCGAGGUGCUUGGUCAUGCUGGACCCCAUGGUCCUCGUGCUCAGCCUCCUGUGGGGGAGGCCACUAUCAGCGAACACGUUCAUGCACCAGUCCUGCCCCUUCCCCUGGUGAAGAUAUCUGCAUUGGGUUGCACACGGAAGAAGCACUUUGUGCCACCCAGUCCUGCCCAGGUGGCUGGUCAUUGUGGACUGAGUGGAGCGUGUGUGGUGAGGAUGGAACCCAGAGCCGGAGCCGUCACUGCGAGGAACUUGACCCUGAGACUGCCCCCUGCCUUGGCAAUGGCAGCCAGAUCCGGACCUGCCCAUACAGUGAGAUCCCUGUGAUCCUGCCUGCUUCCAGCAUCGAUGAUGCCACCAGCUGUGGAGGUUUCAGCCUUAUCCAUUUGGUGGCUACUGGUGUUUCCUGCUUCUUGGGCUCGGGCCUCCUGACAUUUGCUGUCUACCUGUCCUGCCAACGCUGCCAACGGCAGACCCAGGAGUCUACGCUUGUCCACCCCACCACCCCCAACCACCUUAACUACAAGAGUGGGGGUGGUGGCACCCCCAAGAAUGAGAAAUACACACCCAUGGAGUUCAAGACCCUGAACAAAAACAACUUAAUCCCCGAUGACAGGGCCAACUUCUACCCGCUGCAGCAGACCAACGUGUACACAACGACCUACUACCCCAGCUCCCUGGGCAAGCAUAGCUUCCGACCGGAGGCCUCCCCAGGACAACGACGCUUCACCAAUAGCUGA